UGGAUUUCCGGUUCGUUUGUGUUGCUUCGAGUGUAAUUAUCUGUCUCCGUGCGGAUUAUAGAAAGCGGAUUGCAUUCGUGGAGCUUUCGGGUUGUUUUUCGAAUCCGUUCUCGUACGGGUUUUUCGGGGAUCGAUUGAUGGGUUCGUGGGUAGCUCCCCGAUAGCGUGGGCAUUCGCGAAAUAAGUUCAAGAUUCGAUUUUUUCUGGUUUUUUCUUUUUUCCGAUUGGGAGGACAUUUUGUGGGUUGCGAAGAUGGUGACUGUGAAUCUGGGUAUGCUCCAUUACGUGCUGGACCAUGUGUACGGUGCGUUCAUGCACCGGGCGAAGAUAACCCCGCCCUUCUUCUCCAGAGGGUGGGGCGGGUCGAAGCUUGAGUUGCUGGAGAGGAUGAUCAACCAGCUGUUCCCUGACGUGGCGGGCCAAAACUGGCCUCCCUGCUUGAUCCAGCCCGUCUGGAGAACUGUUUGGGAGACGAGGACGGCUUGCUUGAGAGAAGGCGUUUUUCGCACGCCUUGCGAUGAGGAGCUCUUGAAUGCAUUGCCUCCCGAGAGUCAUAUCGCUCGAGUCGCCUUCCUCGUCCCGAAAUCCGUGUCACCCCAGAAGAUGGCCUGUGUGGUCCAUCUUGCAGGAACUGGAGAUCAUACUUUUGAAAGGAGAUUGCGUCUAGGUGGACCGCUACUGAAGGAGAAUAUUGCCACCAUGGUGCUUGAGAGUCCCUUCUAUGGACAAAGACGUCCUAUGCUGCAGUAUGGUGCAAAACUCUUGUGUGUGAGCGACCUUCUCUUGUUAGGAAGAGUGACUAUUGAAGAAGCCCGCAGUCUCUUGUACUGGUUAGAAAGUGAGGAAGGUUUUGGCAAGAUGGGAGUUUGUGGCCUUAGCAUGGGUGGAGUUCAUGCUGCAAUGGUGGGUUCACUGCACCCUACCCCAGUUGCAACCCUUCCUUUCCUUUCCCCACAUUCAGCUGUUGUGGCAUUCUGUGAUGGGAUAUUAAAGCAUGGAACUGCAUGGGAGGUACUGAGAGAGGAUCUUGCAGCACAAACAGCUGCAAUGACUCUCGAGGAAGUGAGAGAAAGGAUGCGAAAUGUACUAUCUCUCACAGAUGUCACACGCUUUCCAAUUCCCAAAAAUCCGAAUGCUGUGAUAUUUGUGGCUGCAACUGAUGACGGCUACAUACCUAAACACUCGGUGCUGCAACUCCAAAAGGCUUGGCCAGGUUCGGAAGUUAGAUGGGUGACUGGUGGCCAUGUCUCAUCCUUCCUUCUCCACAAUGGCGAGUUCCGCAAGGCAAUAGUUGAUGGGUUGAAUCGGUUACAGUGGAAGGACAAUCCCUUGUGAUGCGUGGAUAUCUGCCCUGUAGAGUUGGGGGGACUGUAUUUACAGUUUACUCUUCGUGCAGCCUUCAUCGGCUCGAACUGUCACUGAACUUGUAAAUUGGGUCAUAGAUGAUACCUGAAGACUUCCCCUUGAGGUUGGGGAAUUGGAUAGGUACUUUCUGAAUACUCUUUCUUUUUUUGGUUUCUCUCUAACUUGACUAAGUUCGGGGCUGACACUUGUAUUUACAUUUCUCUAUUUAAUCAAUCUGUGGCAUAAAUGUUGGUCCA
Syzygium oleosum is the source of this 1601-nucleotide messenger RNA. RefSeq lists its product as uncharacterized. NCBI's taxonomy places the organism in Eukaryota, Viridiplantae, Streptophyta, Magnoliopsida, Myrtales, Myrtaceae. The record is from RefSeq and is a predicted model, not a curated record. The coding region runs from base 253 to 1335 and encodes 360 amino acids. The transcript has 5 exons.